Molecule: messenger RNA, 321 nt
Organism: Protopolystoma xenopodis
Lineage: Eukaryota; Metazoa; Platyhelminthes; Monogenea; Polystomatidea; Polystomatidae
Source: the annotation of a GenBank genome assembly
AUGAACAAACUCAACAGCACCUGGAAGGCAGGAAAGACCUCACGCUUUUAUACUGUUGAUGACAUUAUAGCCGUCCUUGGAGUACUACCAAACUGUGAGGCUAUGCAACUACCCCUUUUGAAAAGCGAAAGCCUGGGUGCGGCAGACCCUUCCGAGGACUUCGAUGCCCGUAAAAAUUGGCCUGAAUGCCCAUCAAUUAAGAAGAUUCGAGACCAGUCUUCAUGUGGAUCUUGUUGGGUAAAAUAUUCAAAGAAAAAUUAUUACGCAAAUAAUAUCUUAGGCACACUUUUCAAGAAACGAUUUCAUGGGCAUCAAUUCUAA